AUGCAAGAUCAAGAUCUUGAUGCGCAACUGAUUGUCAAAACCCGGGAUUUUUCAUUAAAAGAGCUUUCCAGUCGCAUUGGGAGUACCUAUCGAUGGAAAAGUGCUCUAAGCGAUCAUGAGCUAAAUCUACACACUGUUGAACCAGUAAAGAUUGCGCAAGGUGAGUAUAUGGGUAACAAAGCCAAGGAACACGUAAUCAAGGAGAUAACUCCCGAGGAGAGUGAUUUGGCCCAUAGAAGUGAGGCUCUGGAAGAGAGAGUUGAUACUGGGUUAGCUAUGGCAGUGAUUGAGGGUGAUUUUUUUAGUGAUAAACAAAUGACUCCAAACAAGAAUGUCAGGGCAACCAAUCCUCAGAUUAGAGGUGAACCUAAGAAGAGUAGUAAGAGUAAGCGUUUAGGUGCUGGUGCUAUGACCUAG
This is a messenger RNA of Ilex paraguariensis (yerba mate), 417 nucleotides long. Lineage: Eukaryota; Viridiplantae; Streptophyta; Magnoliopsida; Aquifoliales; Aquifoliaceae. The record is from the annotation of a GenBank genome assembly.